AUGGCUGUCGCACCAGGAGAGCGCCUGGAGCUCCAGCUGCUGGCAGUGGAAAUGCUCCUUUCACUCGUCCCUCAAAAAGGUGAAAUAAAUCUGCUUGAGGAUGCUGUCCCCGGCGAGCAGCGCUACCUGAGAAACACUGAUGGAGCUCUGCCCCCACACCGCGAGUAUUCAAUCGCUGUUGAUGUCGGGGAGGCAAAGGGGAGAACCUCCAGGUACUGCUGCCUCAUGUAUCCUCACGUAGCUCCUCAGCUUUCUGCAAGAUCAAAUGCGCUGCACAGACCGCAGCAGUUGCAGCUCAACACUCGCCUCGCUUCUCACUCCGGGUUAAACCACGACACUCACAUCGGCUCUUUAGGUUCAAGUGAACUGUCUAGAUACGAAGCUGUGCAAUGGGUGAAAAAAACCAGUCCACCUUACUUGGAAAACAGUAAGAUCUCUUCUGACAGGGCCUCAAAAGAAGCCGUAGUUAAAGAAACAUCUCAUUGUAUGUGGAUCUACAGCCAUCAUAUAUAUAGGCAGGAACUGAGGAAAGAGAUUUUUGACAGUGCAAAGAAGUUAAAUCUGACUGGCUUCUGCCUAACGGGGAAACCUGGUGUGAUCUGUGUGGAGGGACUCCGAGAAAACUGUCAAGAGUUUUGGCAUGCUGUUAGGUAUCCCAGCUGGAAGCAUAUUUCAUGCAAGCGUGUGGCGAAUGGAGAAAAGGAGGGAAAAAUCGAUAAUUGUCUCUUCCCUGCUUUUGAAGACCUACAGUUUCAGGCACAUGGAGAUUAUGGCCUGAGGAACAACUAUCACAUGGAUCUUGGCCAGUUCCUAGAACUCCUGAGAUAACAUCAAAGUGGGCAUAUUUUUUGGAUUUUAUUUGGUGUCAAAGGCAAACUUUGA
Messenger RNA from Egretta garzetta (little egret), 882 nucleotides. RefSeq names its product RWD domain containing 2A (gene RWDD2A). Lineage: Eukaryota; Metazoa; Chordata; Aves; Pelecaniformes; Ardeidae. The record is from RefSeq and is a predicted model, not a curated record.